ACACGCACACACACACACACCAAACAAGCAUUUCACCUUGCACUCUAGACGUGACAUCGCUGCACAAAGAUUAAGUGAUGGCUAUGGACACUAGACACAUCCUCUGGCUCUUCACACUCUUCUCCACCCUGAGAGGAACUCUGGCAACUUCUGUCACUCACCUGCAGAUGAUGGAGAGCGCCAUCCUACAGGCCACGACGGCCGCCUGCACCUCUCAUGCUACACGCACAGGAAAGGCAUUUGUUCUCCCGCCGGGGCCAGUGUCAGCAGAGGCUCUGGUGAAGGCCUGCUCAUCCUCAUCGUCCGCCGUGAGUUUCCGAAUGGCCAUCACUGAGAUAAGCCUAGCUACCGGAAGCACUGGUCCGGGUGACCGUCAAUCUGUGACAUUCUCACAGUGGCGGAAGCUCAUUACAGACGAUAUCGCUGCUGUAAAGUUGAGUGUUCAAAAAAAGAACUUUGAAUCUGCAAAAGCGAAAUUAGGAGAGGUUCUCUAUGCCCUACAGAAUGUUUAUGGUCACGGUGAUCCGAUUGAACUGGAAAACAAGUUGCCCUACUCCACACUUAAAAGACUUGCUGUGCCAAUUAGAAAUGAUUUGACAAGCUGGCAAAGACCAACACCUACAAUCAGCAAAGAUGGUCAGGAGAUCGCCACAAAGGCCUCCGUUGAUCUCCUGCAGGACAUCAGAGCAGCAGUUGGAGAUGCCGACUUCCUACGGCUGAUGAGGAUGAGUCAGACCUCCUCCUCACUGUGCAUUGUGAUUGACACCACUGGAAGUAUGUCAGAUGACAUUAGUGUUGUGAGACAGACUGCAACUGUCAUCAUAGACAGCAAGAAAGGCACUCCUGACGAGCCCUCCGAUUACUAUCUGAUACCCUUCAAUGAUCCAGGUUUUGGACCUGUUUUCAAGACUACUGAUGCAGGAGAAUUUCAGACACGCAUUAAUAGACUCACAGCUAAUGGAGGUGGAGACGAGCCUGAAAUGUCGCUGUCAGCACUUCAGCUGGCCCUCACGAGUACACCAUCUCAUUCAAAUAUCUUUCUGUUCACGGAUGCUUCAGCUAAAGACUCUUCGCUGAAGAGCACAGAUCAGGCAUUGAUAGAGAAGUCUAAGUCAACAGUCAACUUCCUGCUGACUAACCCGCUGGGACGGCGUCGAAGGAAUGCUGAUGAGCAGCAGCAAUCUGACGAGCAGGAGCAGGAGCACUCUGAGCACGUGCGUGAACGUCGGGCUCUGUCCGCCACCCAAAAAAGGAUUUAUGAGGAGCUGGCCCGCGCAUCUGGUGGACUGGCUGUAGAGGUUACCAAGAAAACCUUACCCAUGGCCACAAGCAUUAUCACCGAUGCAUCAAGCUCUGCUAUGGUGACCGUUUUCCAAGCUGUGAGGGUUAGUGGAUCGUCAGAAGAAUUCAAGUUUCAAAUGGACACAUCAUUAAGUCACCUUGCUAUCUACAUCACCGGACAUUCUCUAACAUUUACCAUCACCAGUGCCAAGGGUGUCUCUCAGGCCAGUACUCAAACAAAAGGUGCAUUGGGUAACAUCAACAAGGUGGGGAAUUUAUACACAAUGCACAUCAACGCAGACGUCCAGAAAAAGGGAUUAUGGGUGAUUAAGGUUCAGACGUCUCAAUCCUAUACAGUCAAAGUCGUUGGACAAAGCCCGAUUGACUUCCUGUACAACUUUGUGGAAGUAAACGAAGGCACCGACUCAUUUGUGUUUCUUGACAGCCGACCCUCUGCCAAUGCAAAGGCCACUUUACUGGUGGCCAUCACCAUGCCUGACUCUGUGAGAGUAACAGAAGUGGCUAUGGUGCAAGAACACGGCACCACCGUGCUUGCAAGAAGUCUUAAAAAGACAGCGCUGGGAAGCUACUUUGCAACAGUGGACAGGGUGCCUGAGGGUAGCUUUGCUGUUCAGGUGAAGGGGAUGAUCCUCACAGGAUCUUUUGAAAUCUUCCAGAGACAGUCAUCCACCCAGCUUAAGGCCUCGGGUGUAACAGUCACAGCUCAGACAACGGCUAACCUGAAGCCUGGCAUUCCGCUUAGCAUCCCUUUCACGGUAGCCUCUGAACAUUUCGGAGGAACAUUCACUGUCAAAGCGAGGAAUGACCGCAAAUUCACAUUGACCUCCCCCUCUAGGGUGGCUGUAAGCGCCGGCGGACGCACUGAGAGUAGACUGACCAUCAAGGCUCCUGCGGUCACCCCCUCAGGCACGGACGUCACACUGACCAUCGAGGUCCAGGGUCCUGGAGGCGACUCCAAUUAUGCUGUGCUCCGCCUCACUGUAUUAGCUGAGGUAACCGACAGCUCCCCGCCGGACUGCCAGGUGACCAGUGUGGACGCUGAGUGCUUUGGCGAUUGCAGCCUGUCAACCUGGAAAAUGUUCGCCGAGCUGACGGACGGUAAAGGCUCAGGCAUCAAGACCAUCACAGUCCAAGAGGGCACUGGUACCCUCAGCACCACCGUGAAGCGGCAGGGCGGAGUGGAGGUGACCCAGGCCACCUACAGCGCCUCCUGCUGCUCAGAGAAGGUAGAGCUGGCGGCGGUGGAUGCCGCGGGGAACGUGGGCACCUGCUCUUGGGCCAUUAAGAAAGAAAGCUUCUGGCAUCCUUACUGUACCUGAACACAGUGCAUCU
Sardina pilchardus (European sardine) is the source of this 2634-nucleotide messenger RNA. RefSeq names its product von Willebrand factor A domain-containing protein 7-like. Lineage: Eukaryota; Metazoa; Chordata; Actinopteri; Clupeiformes; Clupeidae. The record is from RefSeq and is a predicted model, not a curated record. The transcript is spliced from 15 exons. Bases 78 to 2621 code for a protein of 847 amino acids.